CCGGAGUCCCCGCGGCAGGCGGCGGCGGCGGAGGGGCGGAGGGAGCCCGCGGCGGCGGCGGCGGCGGCGGCGGCUGCAGCGGCGAAAUGGCGGAGACCGUGGCGGACACCCGGCGGCUGAUCACCAAGCCGCAGAACCUGAAUGACGCCUACGGGCCGCCCAGCAACUUCCUCGAGAUCGACGUGAGCAACCCGCAGACUGUGGGGGUCGGGCGGAGCCGCUUCACCACCUACGAGAUCCGGGUCAAGACAAACCUGCCUAUUUUCAAGCUGAAGGAAUCUACCGUUCGAAGAAGAUACAGCGACUUCGAGUGGUUGCGGAGUGAAUUGGAGAGAGAGAGCAAGGUUGUAGUUCCCCCGCUCCCUGGGAAGGCUUUUUUGCGUCAACUUCCUUUUAGAGGAGAUGAUGGAAUAUUUGAUGACAGUUUUAUUGAAGAAAGGAAGCAAGGGCUGGAGCAGUUUAUAAACAAGGUCGCUGGUCAUCCUCUGGCACAGAAUGAACGUUGUCUUCACAUGUUUUUACAGGAUGAAAUUAUAGAUAAAAGCUAUACUCCAUCUAAAAUAAGACAUGCCUGAAAUUUGGUGAAAGGGCCAA
Molecule: messenger RNA, 594 nt
Organism: Manis javanica (Malayan pangolin)
Lineage: Eukaryota; Metazoa; Chordata; Mammalia; Pholidota; Manidae
Gene: SNX3
Product: sorting nexin 3
Biological process (GO): endocytic recycling; late endosome to Golgi transport
Cellular component (GO): retromer complex; early endosome membrane
Molecular function (GO): phosphatidylinositol-3-phosphate binding
Source: RefSeq, a predicted model, not a curated record